Molecule: messenger RNA, 2963 nt
Organism: Dermacentor albipictus
Lineage: Eukaryota; Metazoa; Arthropoda; Arachnida; Ixodida; Ixodidae
Source: RefSeq, a predicted model, not a curated record
AUGUCAUGGCUUGUUUACUCCAAGAGGGAUGAUCUCGGAAAUUCAGCUGAAAAGUUCAUCACUGCCACACGUGCAGUCUUAACUUCCGUGUGGACAAUUACACGGGUCUGUGGAAACAGAAGGCCACUCAACUGAACUGCACCUUCAAAUGAACCGAGUUCAUGCCUGCACCUAGGAGAAAUAUUGAGUAAGAUUCACAGACAGCAGCAUUGGAGCCUGCGACAACUGAUGACAUGUCUGGCUUUGUAUUGUCCAUUGAAGGGGAGUUGAACUUCAUUGUCAAAGAGUAUCUCGACUACCUAGGACUCCACAGUGUGUCGAAACACUUCGAAGAAGAAUGCCUGGCACACAGCAAGCCGAUCCAGGAGAGCUUUGCUUCGUAUAGAAAUGAGCGGACACAGAAAGUGCAGAAAGAACUGCUGAGCUAUUUUGAUGAAGGCAAGCAGGCCCAGUUUUUUGCUAUUUGGGAUUCUGUUGUCUCAAGAAGCACAGCCAUCGAUGAGGCCAUAUGCCGUGACCUGGAGUUUCACCUGCGGUUGCACUUUGCCAUCUACCCACAGCGCUACCCCGAGAAAGCUAACCUUCAGGGCAGCGUCACUGUUGAGGGCGCUAUGUCAAACUUCCGUCAGUAUAUAGAGUCCAUCAAGGCCCGCACUGAGGAUCCACUGGUGUACUUUGCCUUGCCUUAUGUCCAGAACCCAAGGCAGUUUCCUGUCUUCAAGCCAGUUUUUGAGGAAAGCUGGGUGGACGAGCUCAAGACUAGGCUGGCGAAGUUUGUGCAAGAGUCUCUUUCAAUUCAGUACCAGCAACGAGCAAAGCCUCGCCUUAUGGAUCUUUAUUAUUGCAGCGAUGUUGAACUAAAUGACAUACGAGAAGACUUUCGGCGCUGUGAACAGAGAUUACAACAGUGCGAUGAGCAGCAUGCAGCCCUGGAUAAACAGAUAUCUGAACUACAGGAUGACUACAAGACACUUGUGUCUGUAACAACAGAACUGAUUACUGCCCUUGAAGCAACUGUCAGAGGAGAUCUGGUGAACUUGGAGAAUGUGCUGUUCUCAUGCGGGCAGCGGUUUCCUGAAUUAGUGAAGCUGCAGACUCCUCGUACAUCAUGUGGGUCGACCUGUGAUGGCCAGGUGUUUGUCCUCAGAAGUGGACUCCACACUAGACUAAAACAAUGCUCAGGUUUGUCGUCCUGCAGUUGUGCAGAAGGCCAUUAUGAAAAUGUGUGCAGGCUAGACUUCUCUAAGAUCAAGCAAGACCUGUCGGAGGCGAGUGCCAGCAUACGAGCUCUUCUACUGCAGGCACUUCGAUGGAAACUGACCAAGGCCUCAUCAGUCGAGGAAAGGGACUGUGUCCUGCUGGCGUACAUUGACAAUGAUCUGCUGGGCUUCUUUGAGCAGUCACCUGACUACUGCAACCGUAUCUUACAUAUAGUUAAGUCACCAAACUCAGGGUUGCAGCAGAGCUUUGUGAGGUUCUUGAAUACACUUGCUGCUUUUCGAUCAGGGCGCAAUUACUUGGCCAAGAAUCUCCAGCUUGUCGCGGUACUUACAGACACACUUGUAUUUGACCGAGUCACGAACCCUAGGACACUGGACAUGAUAUUGGGGGUACUUCAAAAGCUGAGUCUAAGACAUCAGCAGAAGGACAUUAUGAUCAGCCAUGGUAUCUUGGAGUGGGUGGUGCGCACCUUGCAAGAUAGUGAGGAGGUCGGGAUUUCAGAGUACGGCCUUGAAUACAUCACUGCACUCUUCAUGAACCUGUGCCUCCAGAAAUCAGGCAUGUUUCAUUCCUUUGCUGCUGUUAACCCCAAUCCACCUCUUACAUUAUUUCCAAAGUGUGUUUAUCCUGGCUUUGCAGCAAAGCAACACUGCAGGAAAAUGAGCACCUCUGUGAUUGACAUUGCCAAGAAGCUGCUUGAACACAAGAAUGCAGAGAUUGUGCCUUACUUGAAUGGUGCACUGUACAGUCUGCUGUGCGAUUCGGAAUUCCGUAGCAUCGCUGUUCAAAUGGGACUGGAAGCAAGCUUGCAGAAAAUAAAACUCCUCUCAUCACCUGAUGUGCAACAUCAGGUGGACCAAGUUUGUGAGAGACUCCUUUCCUCAGAUGCAAAUGUCAAUGAUGGCAUUGUUGAUCCCCUGUGUGAGGAUGACGAGGACGACGAGGAUUCACAGGAAGAGUCGGAGCCAGAGCCAGAACUCGACAUGGAUGACAUUGUGCAAGCAUUGCCCCACCAGAUGUAUGGUGACCAGCUCUUGAAAGUCUUUUAUGAAGAAGAGAACCAGGACACUGUUUCACAACGAGCAUUAACAGUAUCAAGUAGGCUCGAAGAGUCUUCCCCUGACCAAUCCUUAGAAGAGACCACAGUGAACGCCCCAGAGACAUCCCAGUCUGAUGAAAUCGACUCUUCCCAGGCAAUUCACACUGAAACUGUCGAGUUUACAGCACCCCCUGUUGAUGAACAAGCCUCCAAGUUGGUGAAGCAGCUAACGGGUGAAGAAAAGGUAGUCGUGGCAGCAGCUGGCCAGGCUGCCCCUAACAGUGACAAAGCAAAUGGACUCAACAUGCAGGAGUACAGCGUAGCAUUCAGUUCGAGACCCAAGAUUCCACGCACACCCGAGCCCAGCGGUGGUGGCAGCUCAAGUAGAGUGGACUCCACACCGACCAGCUCACAGUCCUUGCGGAGAAGCCCUGCCAGUACCCCAUCCAGAGGCAACACUUCCUCAGUCCGUCCAGCGUACAGCACAGAUUGAGAAUGAACAGCAUUCCUAGAAAGAAAUCCUGCUAACUGCGUUCCAGUCCCCCUCAAGAGAUAGAGAGAGCGAGAAAAAAGAACCCUAUUUUCAUCUUUAUGUUAAAUAUCUGCUGUUCAAUAAAGCUCGUGUACAGUUUAAUUGUCAAUGCCUGUCAUUUGGUCGACCGACAAGCUACUGGGUAAGCGUUUCCGGAGGCCUCAAUUACUA